AUCUGUAGAUUUUUUUAUUGUUCACUUUCUUUAAAACGAGAAGUUAUUAAGGGUAGAAUACCUGAGUGUUUUUUCAUAUUUUCUUGUUUGCUCUGUUUCAGUCUCUCUCUCUCUCUCUCUCUCUCUCACAUUCAGAGGAAGAAAAAGAAGAGUCUUUGUAAAGAUAUAAAACCACCCUGCAUUUUAGGCGGAUAAAGCGGUCUCCUCACAGAUCCAUAUCCUACUUUGGCAUUUGUUUCCUGCUCUUUUUAGCCGAACCCCUUAUUUAGUUUUUUGUUUUUCCCAAUGUAUCAUUCAGGGCCUAGCAUUUCAUGCUGCUUUCAAUGAAAGUGAUCCUCGUAUCAGUGAGUUCGUACAAAAUCCAUGUGAAAAAUAAUCAGUUUCCAUUGCUUGGUGUAAUCAGAGGCUUUCUUCCAUUUCCGUAAAUUUUGUUAUUGCCGAUGUAGGCAUUGAUUAAAUUUAGUAGCUUCUCUGGUUAAAUUUUGUUCUUGACAUGGUUUGUUGGCAUAUUUUGUCAUCCGGGGUUGAAUUUUUAUCGUCUUUCUCCAGGACUAUGAGCUUGUUGUCCUGAGUUGUUUCUGCAAAGGUGGUGGCUUUUCUUUUUUUGCCGCCUGUGUACUGGUUUUAAUGUCUGUCACUCUGUGUUCUGUUUCUUAUAUUUUUUCACCUUCCUAUCUGCAAUUCUAAUUUUCCCUUUUGGAAUUAAUCUGCAGAUUUGCUAAUGAUUGGAAGCUCUGCAUGUGACAUGCAUCAUGAUUCCUGAAUUCAUAUACUUUUUCCUGCCCAAAUCUAAGCUCCUUGGAAUCUUGCCACUUGUGGGCAUCAAUGGGUGAAAUAGAGUCGGACUAAAAGAUUGGAAUCCUUUACCUUGCUGUGUUGUGCAGUAGUCUGACUGUGAAAAGAAUGGAGGAGGGAUGUGAUUUUCGACCAUGGGAUGAACUGAUACCUGAUACACUUGGUUUAAUAUUCAGAAAUCUCUCCCUUCUGGAGAUACUUACUGUGGUUCCUGGAGUUUGCAAAUCAUGGAGGAAAGCAGUUAUGGGGCCUUAUUGUUGGCAAGAGAUUGACAUUGAGGAAUGGAGCCAGCACUGUAGUCCUGAAAACAUCGAUCAAAUGCUGCAGUUGCUCAUCACGAGAAGCUGUGGUUCGUUUCGCAAACUAUGUGUUUCUGGCAUCUCCAAUGAUCUGAGCUUUGCAUAUAUCGCUAACCAUGCUAAAUGUUUACAGACGCUGCGAUUGCCAAGAAGUCAAAUUAGCCACUCAAUAGUGGAACAAGUUGCAGGGAUGCUCUCGACUUUAACUUUUCUGGAUUUGAGCUACUGCAUAAAGAUCGGAGCAGAAGCACUCGAAGCAAUAGGAAAGAACUGCAAAUUUCUCACAGGGUUACGUCGAAUAAUGCACCCACUAGAGGUGAUUGACAAACUCUCCCAAGAUGAUGAAGCACUUGCCAUUGCAUCUACAAUGCCCAAACUCAAGCAUCUUGAGAUUGCUUACCUGCUUGUAAGCACAAGCAGUGUGAUUGAGAUUCUUACAAACUGCAGACAGCUUGAACUAUUGGAUGUACGUGGGUGUUUCAAUGUAAAUCUUGAUGAGAACUUUGUGAAGAAAUUCCCAAGAUUGAAGCUUGUUGGUCCCAAUGUUGUAGAUUAUUAUGAUAUGAAUGGUUGGGAUAGUUGCUCAGAUUACUCUGGUUCUUCAGGCUACUUAGCCUGGGAUUUUGUUGCUGGUAUGGGCGAUGAUUAUGACGAAAUAAGUGAUGGCUAUUGGGGAGAUGAGCAACAAAUCGAGGACGUUGAAAUGUGGUUUUACGAUGAUGUCGAGGCAAUGGAUGCUGGAUAUGACUGGCCCCAAUCUCCUUGAAGUUGAUAUAUGUCAGUUAACCGCGUGUAGAGUUUUUAUGAUUGUUUUUCUAGGUCAUGGUACCAAAGUUUCUGCUUGUAUUACUGCUUCUAUGAAGUUUUUCUGCUUCCUUUAAGAUGUAAAUAUAAGAUGCGUGCCGCCUUCAUAUGAUACUGCUGUUCUACAAAAAAACUUUCUAUCACAGCAAUAAUACAAUGGAUCUUCUCUGCCUGACUUUUGGCCUC
Coffea arabica (coffee) is the source of this 2084-nucleotide messenger RNA. Its product is annotated as F-box protein FBW2-like. Lineage: Eukaryota; Viridiplantae; Streptophyta; Magnoliopsida; Gentianales; Rubiaceae. The record is from RefSeq and is a predicted model, not a curated record.